Molecule: messenger RNA, 339 nt
Organism: Closterium sp. Yama58-4
Lineage: Eukaryota; Viridiplantae; Streptophyta; Zygnematophyceae; Desmidiales; Closteriaceae
Source: the annotation of a GenBank genome assembly
AUGCAUGUAGGCGCAGGUAGACACCAGACAGAUGGGCUGCUUCAUGCUGGUCAACGAAGGCUUAGCCGGACCGGAUCCAUUCCAAAUUCCCUCAGUGCCUUGGAAAAGCUGACUUAUUUGGAUAUUGGACAGAAUGCUCUGAGUGGGUCUAUUCCGUUCACCAUCGGCAACAUGAGCAACCUCAUGGAAUUGUAUCUAAACAACAACGCUCUGACCGGCUCUAUUCCGUCCACCAUCGGCAACAUGAGCAACCUCGCUAGAUUGUCCCUUGAUCACAAUGCGCUGACUGGGUCUAUCCCAUACACCAUCGGCAACAUGAGCAACCUUGAAUCCUUGUGA